Linum tenue is the source of this 1717-nucleotide messenger RNA. NCBI's taxonomy places the organism in Eukaryota, Viridiplantae, Streptophyta, Magnoliopsida, Malpighiales, Linaceae. The record is from the annotation of a GenBank genome assembly.
GACGAGUUUGCCCUUGUAGCUUUGUACUUAAGUCUGACCUAUCCUCUGAACACAAGAGUUUCACUUCUCUCUCCCAUAUUAGAACUAGCCACCUAACACGUCUUAUCUCCUAAAACAAUCAGACGCGCCACCAGCCGGCUCCAAACCUGGAUCUGAAGGAUCCAGACCGGCGGAGAGUAAGACAGAUUUAUCGGCGACGCUCAGAUGAUUCAACGGUGGCGAGGAGAGGUCCUGGGAGUCAGGAGGGGGCGGAGGAGGCUUGGUGGCCCUCCGGUAAGAUGAAAUACAAUUUGUAUGUUAAUUUUCUCGAUUUCCAUCUUGUUUGAUCUGGUUGAUUUUAUUUGAUUUUCUAAAAAGUCUAAGUCUUUUGAUUUUUUAUUCCGGCCGACGACUUUAACAGAUAGAGAUGAUAGUUUGGCGGUAAGUAUUGAGUUUUAAUGACCUAUUUAAGGUUUUUUCACAAUUCAGGAAUAGAUCAACUAUACAGUUGGUGCGUUAAUUCUCUCAAUUUCUAUUUAAUUUGUUUUGGGUUGAUUUCGUGUUUAAAAUUGCUGAUGGUUUUUUUUGAUCAGACGUAUAACGAUGACGGCGGCGGCGGCGAUAGGUCGGCGAUAGGGUUUUCUUUUAGAGAGGCACAGAUCUACAAAGUCCGUCAGACCCAGAAGCCCAAAUUUCGGCCCAGAAGCCCGAAAGCCUAAGACUCUUUGAUACCAACAUUUCGGUCUCUAACCGCAAAAUGCAACUCAAUCCCAAGAAGCCCAUUAGCCCAUUUCUAACCGUACAAUGCAACUCAAUCCCAAGAAGCCCAUUAGCCCAUUUCCUACUCAGAUGUACAUUCUAGAACCCUUCCUAAACCCUAAAUUUUAGUAUAAAUAGAACAGUAAACUACUAUUUCUAUUACAGAAACCCUAUCUACGAAAUCAGCUUCGCCAUUUUCGUUCUCAAUUCGUUUUCUCCUGUGAUUUCCUUGUUUCCGACUAUGGGACACGGCGAGGGGACACUCUACCGCGGUCUGUGGCUGUGCAAGAUCUGCGAUCUCUGCUUCCCGCGAGGUUACCGUCGUCACAUGGAUGCACACUAUCAGCAGGUUGCUACUGACACCAGCAACAAGGCUGAGAAGCCAGCAGCAGGUGCAGGGAAGAGCACUACCGGUUUUGGCGUCUCCUUUGCAUCUACCAGCAACUUGAAGGCCGGGACUGAGCAGGCACCUGGGAAAUACUCUUUCCUGUGCCGUUGAUUAUGCAUGGAAGUGGGUACUGUGGAAGCCAAUGGAUUAUGGAUAUAUGUUUUUCCAGGUUUCUUUAGCCUAAAUAAAUAGGGGUAUAAAUAUUGGAUAGUAUGUUUUUGCUCAGUUCACAGUACUGAUGGGUAUAUGAGACGAAUGUUCUAUGUUUCGUUUCGUUUUAGACAUUUCUGUUGUUGAUCGAGGUGUUAUAUGUUUUGCUGAUACUAAGUAAUGUUUGAGGUUUAUCAUACAUUACAUCUCUAGUCUGAAUCUCAGUAUAAAUCUUUAUCUCCCCAUUUCAGUUCCACUUCAUUCUCGCAUACUCCCUUAUUUCUUCCCCAUUUAAAACGAACGAAUUUGCCCAGUCAGAGGCUCCACCAUUAUUGCCCCGGAACCUCGAUUCUUCCACCCAGAAAUCCGUUGGGUGUCUCGAUUCUCCCAAACCCCGAAAUCUGUUUUUACAUCCGUUGGCGCCUCGAUUCUCUCACCCCC